Varanus komodoensis (Komodo dragon) is the source of this 4991-nucleotide messenger RNA. It is a transcript of the gene TRPC4AP, whose product is annotated as transient receptor potential cation channel subfamily C member 4 associated protein. The transcript has 19 exons. Gene Ontology annotation, biological process: ubiquitin-dependent protein catabolic process. The coding region runs from base 45 to 2417 and encodes 790 amino acids. Gene Ontology annotation, cellular component: Cul4A-RING E3 ubiquitin ligase complex. Gene Ontology annotation, molecular function: phosphatase binding. The record is from RefSeq and is a predicted model, not a curated record. NCBI's taxonomy places the organism in Eukaryota, Metazoa, Chordata, Lepidosauria, Squamata, Varanidae.
GAGGGGCGCUUCCUGUUUGUCUCUGGCCAGGGGCAGGAGUGGAUAUGGCGGCGGCAGGGACAGGAGGAGCAGGGACGACGUUCUCGCCGGCAGCGUCGGAAACAGGCCCGGCUUCUCGCGGGCCAGGCCGGCGCGGAGCUCGCAGAGGGCCGGUCAACAUCUUGAGUCAGCUCCGGCAUGCGCAGCUCAGCGGCUGGGGCCUGACGCGGGGGCCUCAGAUCACAGAAGCUUUGUUAAAAGAAAGAGAUAAACAAGCAAAGUGGAAUGGAAUUCCUCUGCUGUUACAGAAGCUGUAUGAAAAUAGUCAUCCCAACAGUGAUUUUUCCCAGUGCCAAAGCAUCUUGAAGGAAAUUUCUCCCCUCCUUUCAAUGGAAGCCAUGGCAUUUGUCACAGAAGAGAGAAAGAAUGCUCAAGAAUCCACUUUUCCAAAUACAUAUACUUUUGACCUUUUUGGAGGAGUUGAUCUUCUAGUAGAAAUACUUAUGAGACCAACUCUUAUCACACAGAAGAAGAAACAGAAGAUAAGCGAUGACCUUAUCAAAGAUUGCCUGAGCAUACUGUACAACACUUGCAUAUGUACUGAAGGGGUUACUAAACGAUUGGCAGAAAGAAAUGAUUUUGUUUUGUUUUUGUUUACAUUGAUGACAAACAAAAAGACAUUCCUACAAACAGCCACACUUAUUGAAGACAUUUUAGGAGUGAAAAAGGAAAUGAUUCAGUUAGAGGAUAUUCCAAAUCUCUCCAAUCUAGUUUCUAGCUUUGACCAACAGCAGCUUGCAAACUUUUGCAGGAUCCUUGCAGUUACAAUUUCAGAACUUGACACAGGCAGUGAUGAUAAACAUACACUACUUGCAAAAAAUGCUCAACAAAAGAAGAACUUGGGUCCUUCUCGGGCAGAAAUUAAUCAAGCUACACUUCUCAAUAUACCAGGCUUCAUUGAACGACUGUGCAAACUAGCAACCAGAAAAGUAUCAGAGACAACAGGGAAUCCUAGUUUUCUUCAGGAGUUGGAGGAGUGGUACACCUGGCUAGAUAAUGCACUUGUCCUUGAUGCACUAAUGCGUGUGGCAGAUGAAGAGACAGAGCAAAGCAGCACAGAAUCAUCAGAUGAGAGUGGAUUUGCCAACACUUCAACAAGGAAUCAGCUUCCACAGUCCAUGAAGAUUAUGCAUGAGAUCAUGUAUAAGCUGGAAGUUUUGUAUGUUCUUUGUGUUCUUUUAAUGGGCAGACAAAGGAAUCAGGUUCACAAGAUGAUUGCAGAAUUCAGAUUGAUCCCUGGCCUUAAUAAUUUGUUUGAUAAAUUGAUCUGGCGGAAGCAUUCAGCAUCAGCCCUUGUUUUGCAUGGACAUAAUCAAAACUGUGACUGUAGCCCAGAUAUUACCUUGAAGAUACAGUUUUUGAGACUACUUCAGAGUUUUAGUGAUCAUCAUGAGAACAAGUAUCUGCUUUUAAACAGCCAAGAACUUAAUGAACUGAGCGCUAUCUCCCUCAAAGCCAACAUCCCCGAGGUAGAAGCAGUUGUCAACACGGACAGAAGUUUAGUCUGUGACGGGAAAAGAGGCUUACUAACUAGAUUACUUCAGGUAAUGAAGAAAGAGCCUGCAGAAUCAUCAUUCAGGUUUUGGCAAGCCAGAGCAGUUGAAAGUUUCUUACGAGGUGCUACUUCCUAUGCAGACCAAAUGUUCCUGCUAAAAAGAGGGCUCCUAGAGCAUAUUCUCUACUGCAUUGUUGACAGUGAGUGCAAGUCACGAGAUGUGCUUCAGAGUUAUUUUGACCUUCUGGGAGAACUAAUGAAAUUCAAUAUAGACGCUUUCAAGAGGUUCAAUAAAUACAUCAAUACAGACGAAAAGUUUCAGAUAUUUUUGAAUCAGAUCAACAGUUCACUGGUUGAUUCCAACAUGUUAGUUCGUUGCAUCACCUUGUCUCUGGAUCGAUUUGAGAGCCAGUCAGAUAUUAAAGUUGCAGAGGUCUUGUCUGAAUGCCGCCUGCUAUCAUACAUGUCACAGAUGUCUAUGAGGAUGUCCUUCCUUUUCCGGCUAAUUAAUAUUAUUCAUGUGCAGACACUUACACAGGAAAAUGUAAGUUGUCUGAACACAAGUCUAGUUAUCUUAAUGCUGGCCAGAAGGAAAGACAAGCUCCCUUUCUAUCUGCAUACGCUCCAGGAGAUGGAAUACAAAAAGAAAUACCCAGGCUUCAUCCUGAAUAAUUUUCACAGUCUUCUGCGUUUCUGGCAACAACAUUACCUCAACAAGGACAAAGACAGCACCUGCUUAGAAAAUAGUUCAUGUAUUAGUUUUUCCUACUGGAAAGAGACUGUAUCUAUACUGCUUAGUCCAGACCGGACAUCACCUUGUGCCAUAGUUAGCUACAUUGAUGAGGCAUACAUGGACAUUGACAGAGAUUUCACCGAAGAGUAGUUCUUCCACUUCUGGCUUCCAGUGGGACUGUGCUUCCAAGGGAAUCUUGCAGACAAUGGAUUUUCAGGGAUAUGCUAUGUGCACAAGCUUGGAGCUAUGGAAUGUCACCAUGUUAAACAUUUUUUGCCUCCCUUCCCAGCUCUGUUUUGAUGAGCAAGAUGUCACAAACUUCCUGGGCAAUGUUUUCAGGGACUCUUGUGUUUUAUAAGAAACCGUCUGCAAAAAAAAAGCCUGGCCUUUUCCUGCUCAUUGGGGCUAGACCCUUUGAGCCUAAUAGAUGGGAUCCUUCAGUUGAGCAAGCUCUGGCUUUUCCUCCUGGUUACCAGGAUCACAUGUUAAAAGUGCAGACAAUUUUUAGGCCAUUCAAGCCAGUUUAUGGGCACACCAAAUGCACACCAGCCACAGUUAAGCCACCUUAGUUCCCCUCCUCCCGGGAAAAAUUCCAUGCUUUUUCCUUUGCAUUGGGACUGAGUUGAUUUUGUGUGGGUUUUGCUUGACAUUCAUGGAGGUAGUGGCUGUCUCAGCCUCUCUGUAAACUAUUUUGGUAUUUGUUUCCUUCAAAACUGUGUCCAAACUUCCUCUUUUGUUUGGUUGUGGUAUUGCACACAGAAAUAUGUCCCUCCAUUCUAUGGAAAUCUUUUGUCUCCAACUGAUUUUACAGUGUUGUCUAAAACGGGCAUACAUUGUGAUUAUUGGAUUAGUCUGAAAGCCUAGCUAUGGCUAGGCACUAAUAAAUUAAAAUCACUUAAUUCUUUUUCUAAAUAUUGCAGCCUGACCAUUUUGUCAAUAAACAACCAGUACAAGAUUAACAUUUCCUUCCAUAGUCCUGCUUUAGCUGUGAACAUGAAAUCUAAUCUUGAAUAGGAGUCUUAACUAAUCUGUCUAGGAACCUAGUGCCACAGACUAAAAUUACAAAAUUAACACCUUUUUUUCUGGUGUAUGUACUUAUGUUUCUGAAUUGUGAUAGUUACUGGAAGUGUCCCUUAUCAUAUUGGCACCUGUAUUAGAUGUUGCAUGUUGUAUUCCAUAUAAGACAAGGUACUUAGCAAGUCCUGGGUUUGCUGUUGUAACUGCCAGCAUUUGAGCAAGUCACUUGGAAUAUAGCUGAUAGUUAAAGCCAGAAAGUUUCUGAAAUGAACAUUUCUUGCAAUAUUGUGCUAUAGCACUUUAGAGACUUUAGCAGCCCUUUCCUUCAGUUCUGAAUUAUUCUGAUUGACCCUUAACAUGUAAAUUUACAGUUUUGAAUCAUUACCUACAUCUGAAUACAUAUUUGAGAAACUUGAAUCCGUAUGUUUUGUGUAUCCUUUAAAGGAAGACUAAGUCGUAGAAUCAGCCCUUGUUCUGAAGGAAAUUUUUAAACAUCCACAAGAAACUUAGAAUAACUGGGAAUGAGGGACUGUUUUCCCUUAUAUUUGCACUCUUUAUUUUACCUUCAGGUAGAAAUAAUGGAAAGAACUGUUUUAUUGUCGUUGACUUGGCACAGUUGCUAUCCUAAAUAAUGAAGUAUUGGUCUGAAGAAAAUAAAAAACCUAGAAGCUCCCACUUCCAGGCUAAAAUGUAUAGUACUUCUAAUUGUGAAUCUAUUGGUGAAACAAAACAGCACUUUAUUAAGACUAUUACCAUCUGUCUUGUCCUUUGUGGCUUGUCAAAAGUUAAAAUGGAAACUUGGAAGCAAAUUAUCUGUCUGUUAAAUAGAAGCAAACAGUGACACAUGAGAAGAAUUUUGUUUCCAGUCUACUGGCUUUAUACACGCACAUGCCAUUAACAGAUGUCAUUCAAGAGUGCAGAUGUUGGGACAGUGUUCAGUACAAGCAACCUUUAGGUUUACUCCCCCUCUCACCUCAGUUAAAUUUAUGUGCCAAUUCUGGAACUCUAGUAGCCAUACAUUUCAAAAUAAAUGCUAUGAAUUAAAAGGUUCAAACGAAUCUGAAUGCCUUUUGAAUAGUAUUAAUCAUUACAGCCAAACAGCAUUGCCAUGGAUUUGCAAAGAACACUCACUAAAACUUAAUUGUCAUCACCACAUAUUUCCUUGCCAUUGAAUGGUCAGGCUGCUUUUUAUCCUUUAUACAUUUGCUCUCACUAGUGAAAAUUCCUUAUCUACUCCUGGGGGCAGCUUAGUGGUUUUGCCUGUAUUUGUUUUUGGUUUACUGGUAUAGGCAAGUGUAAGGAGAUGGGCUGGGGGUUUUGACUCAGGCUGCACCAUUUGCCUUCAAGCUCUAGGAAGCUUGUAUGUCAGACUUCUACCAUGGCUUCUCCUGUGGAACCCUCUCUGCAAAUAUUUAGAGAUGGCAAUGGUAGGCUUAAGUGCGUCAAAGAGUGGUACCAAUGAGUGACAGUUAAUGUAUGACUAGAGAAAAAUGAAGUCACUCUCUAAUGGCUGUGCACCAGCUUUAGUUUGGCUUUGUAAUCACUAAAGGAACAGAACUGACAUGUGGCAAAAGGGUGGUCCUCACCAGGCCAGCAUAUGUUCCUGGAAAUUUUAAGUAUAUCAUGCUGCCCAGAUUAAUGCUGAUUUACUAACAGCACAUAAAUGUAUUAAAUGGAAACUAUUAAAAGAAUUUUAUUUUAAAAAGC